AUGGCUCAAGCGCUUUUGCUCUUAUGUUGUUAUCUAAUUCGGGACGAUUUCGGCCCAAUUAUUGAGGAAGUAGCCAAGGUAUUAUUACAAAAAGGUCGACUUCCAUUAGUAUCCAUAUCUAAAUUUUCAAAACAAAAUUUAUCCAAAACUCGCGAAUGUCUCUUCGUACUAAUUCAACACAAUCUGGUAUAUUGGGCUGAAACUAGAGAAGGAUCACGUAAUUCGAUUCAUUAUUCUAUUGAACAAAGUGAGAUUUUAGCGAGACUUAAUUUCGGAAUUUAUGUAAAAUAUGCGAAUGAAUGGGCUAGGCAUAGGGGGGCUGAUGAAAUAACUCAUUAUAUGCUGUUAACUGGUAAAGGAACGUUCACAGGAUUUAUCGAAGAUCGAAACAUAUCAAAGAGAACAAAUAAAUUCAAAGAGUUGAAAGAGACGUUUAAUAAAAUGGUUGAAAAACGUUAUCUUACACCAGUAAAAAUAACAGAUUCAAAGUCUGCUCAGGAUAAAGCAUCAGAGGCUGAACAACGCGAAUUAGCAAAAGUCACUAACUUUAUUCCUACAAAAAAACAAAUGGCUGAAGUGAAAGCUAAACUCGCGGCUGUAGCCGAUGAUGACAACGUUUCGACAGGAUCGCAACAAAAAGGAGAAGAUUCAGUUGAUGAAAAUCAAUAUUUUCGCGUGAACUAUGAAAAAUUUAAUGCUAAAUCGAGAAAUAGGCAAAUUGUUGAGUUUGUAAAAACUCGUAUUAAUCAAUCAGCAAGUAUUAUAACAAAAGUUAUCCUUGACAUCGCAGACGAUGAGAAACCAAGCGAUAUCGAAUCACGCGCAAUAUCAGCACAAAGAAUUAUUAGGAGUGUCCCAGUCGAAAAGACUGAUUUAUUUAAUCAGCAGAUGCAAAGUGCGAGAAGAGGAGUAACUCGUGAAAUUUUAAUCAAACAAUAUUUAGAUUAUCUUAUGGAAAAUGAUGAUGCAAAUAUCUUACGAAAGAAAGAUGAAAAUACGGGUGGAAUGUAUACCUUUCGAUAUCAUGAAGUUUGUGAAUCAUUGAAAAAAGAAAUUUUUGAGGAUGUUAUUAUGGAAAAAUAUGGGUUUAAGGGAUUGAGAAUUGUUAGAAUAUUAAGUGAAAAGGGCAAAUUAGAUGAAAAGGCGAUUAUUAAUUUAGCUUUAAUGAAUCCUUUGGAAGUUCGCCAAAAGUUGACAGAACUAAUGAUGGGAGGCUUUUUACAAAUACAAGAAGUUCCAAGAUCAGCAGAUCGAGCACCCUCAAGAACAUUUUAUCUAUGGGAUGUAGAUUAUAAAAGGUGCUAUGAUGCAUUAUUGAAUUAUUAUUAUCGUACACUGGCUAAUAUACACCAAGUGAGAUUUGAUUAUGAAUCAGGUUCAUCAAGGCUCUUAGAAAAGAAGGAAAAAGAGGACGCAUUAAGACAAUUAAAUAGGAGUUCCAAUAUUCAAUUGUUGAAUGAAAUCGAAAGGAAGAAAUUACAGGAAUUGGAACAAAUAUUAACUCAACUGGAUACUGUACAACUGAGAAUUAUACAAAAUGUUAUGUUGUUUAGAAAAUAUAAAUGA
Molecule: messenger RNA, 1566 nt
Organism: Funneliformis mosseae
Lineage: Eukaryota; Fungi; Glomeromycota; Glomeromycetes; Glomerales; Glomeraceae
Source: the annotation of a GenBank genome assembly